Molecule: messenger RNA, 1235 nt
Organism: Olea europaea var. sylvestris
Lineage: Eukaryota; Viridiplantae; Streptophyta; Magnoliopsida; Lamiales; Oleaceae
Product: iron-sulfur cluster co-chaperone protein HscB, mitochondrial-like
Exons: 6
Coding region: 29-898 (289 amino acids)
Biological process (GO): protein complex oligomerization; [2Fe-2S] cluster assembly
Molecular function (GO): ATPase activator activity; protein-folding chaperone binding
Source: RefSeq, a predicted model, not a curated record
UCUCCGGGAAUUUCUUCUGUGCCCGAAAAUGUGGAAGAAGGAGCUCUACACUUCAACACCACUCUCGACAAUUCUAUUGCGCACAAGAAAAUUAGUGAAAAUCCAUUCUCCAAAAGAUGCUCCGUUAUUGAAUCCACUAUUACAAAUUUCUGCUUCGUGUUCUCCUUAUUCUUCUCCAUUUGUUCGUAAAAUUGAAAUCCAAUUUUUUCCUACUGCCGGAGGGAUAUUUUUCGGAGGCCCGAGGUUUUAUAACGGAAAUGUUAAUUUAUUUGUUAAAAAGAAGAACUUUUUCUGCUCGGAGUCGCAAUCCGCUGAAAAACAUCAGUGCUGGAAUUGCGAGGCCACUGCUGAUGGUACGACGCCGUUUCUGGUCUGUCAAUCGUGUCGCAGCGUCCAACCCGUUGAUCACUCGAUUGAUUAUUUUCAAAUUCUUGGAGUGGAAAGGAGAUACAACAUUGAAGUGGAUAAAUUAGAGGGGAAGUACAAAGACUGGCAAAAGAAGCUGCAUCCUGAUCUAGUUCAUUCUAAAUCCCAGAGAGAAAGGGAGUACGCGGCUGAACAAUCAGCUCGGGUAAUUGAUGCAUAUCGUACUCUCACAGACCCAUUGUCUAGAGCAAUCUAUAUAUUGAAGUUAGAAAAUGUGGUUGUGGAUGAAGAGGAAAGGAUUACAGACUCUGAAUUGCUUGCUGAGAUCAUGGAGCUGAGGGAAGCUGUCGAAGAAGCAGAUGGCAUCCAAGCAUUAAAUCAGAUCAAAGCUCAGGUACAGGGAAAAAUGCAAUAUUGGUGCAACUCCUUUGAAGAUGCGCUUCUGAAUAAAAAUUAUGAAGAUGCCACUGCUUCCAUCCAGCGAAUGACUUACUACAAACGUGCAAAUGAAGAAAUCAUUAAGAAGCUCUAACAGAGGCAACAACGAUCAUGUUUGGCUAAGCUCAAAAAACUUUACUUAUGAGUUUAAAAUAGAUUAAAGUUGAAAAUAAGUGAAGUUAUUUCGACAAUAAGAUAAAUAGAUCUUAAAAUUAGUAACUUUUUUUUGUUUAAAUUAAAAAGAAAGCAACAUAUCCGAAGGUUUCUCGAAACAAAGUAAGAAAUAAAUUUAAAAGUUACUUCUACUUUGUGUAAGCCUAGUUAAACAGUAAUUGGGUUUUUGUACUCACGUUUCACUUUAAUAUGUUGUCUAGUAAAAAUGCUUCAGUUGAGGAAUGUGAUUCAUUGUCUUGCCAAUGGAUGUGAUAUUA